CUGUCAUCGUCUCGCGCAGAGGAUAGGGUGGUGUUGGACGUGGCAGAAAAAGGAUUUGGUUGGAUAUAACACCAAAACAAGAUGGCGGGUGGUGCGGGCUCCAUGCGUAUCCUAAUUAAGGGGGGUAAGGUGGUGAAUGACGACUUCACCCAGGAGGCCGACGUCUACAUUGAGAACGGGGUCAUCCAGCAGGUUGGCAAGGAGCUGAUGAUUCCGGGCGGUGCCAAGGUGAUCGACGCCUCGGGGAAGUUGGUGAUGCCCGGCGGCAUCGACGCCAGCGUUCACCUGCAGGAGAACUUCAUGAAGGCCGCCAUACAGGACGACUUCUACAGCGGCACCAAGGCUGCUUUGCUGGGUGGUACCACCAUGGUGAUUGGUCACGUGUUGCCAGAGAGGGACUCGUCUCUGCUGGACGCGUAUGAGCGCUGCCGCUCCCUAGCGGACACCAAGGCCUGCUGCGACUACGCCCUGCACAUGGGCGUCACCUGGUGGGGAGUCAAGGUGCGGAAUGAGAUGGAGUCUCUGGUGCGCGAGCGUGGUGUCAACUCCUUCCAGAUGUUCAUGGCCUACAAGGACACGCUCAUGCUGCGCGACAAUGAGCUCUUCCAGGCCCUGCAGACCUGCAAGGACAUCGGGGCCAUCCCGCGCAUACACGCCGAGAACGGGGAACUCGUGGUGGAGGGGGCGAAGGAGGCUCUUGAUUUGGGGAUCAGUGGACCGGAAGGAAUUGAGAUCAGUCGCCCAGAGGAGCUGGAGGCCGAAGCGACACACAGAGCCAUCACCAUUGCCAACAGAGCCCACUGUCCAGUCUACCUGGUGAACGUGUCCAGCAUGACUGCCGGGGAUGUGAUCGCUGCUGCCAAGAUGCAAGGUAAGGUGGUCCAUGCUGAGACUACUGUAGCCCAUGCGGUGCUGAAUGGCAUGCACUACUACCACCAGGACUGGGCACAUGCCGCCGCCCACGUCAUGGCUCCGCCCCUCCGCCUCGACCCCAACACCCCCAACUACCUCAUGGGCCUACUGGGCAGUGACACUGUGAACGUGGUGGCGUCUGACCACCGUCCCUUCAGCACCAAGCAGAAGGCCAUGGGCCGCGACGACUUCACCAAGAUCCCCCACGGGGUGGCGGGCGUGCAGGACCGCAUGAGCGUCAUGUGGGAGAGAGGAGUGGUGGGUGGCAAGAUGGACGAGAACCGCUUUGUGGCGGUGACCAGCUCCAACGCUGCUAAGAUCUACAACCUGUACCCCCGCAAGGGCCGCAUCAUCCCCGGGGCCGACGCUGAUGUCAUCGUCUGGGACCCCGACGCCACCAAGACCAUCUCGGUGAGCUCCCAGGUGCAGGGCGGCGACUUCAACCUGUAUGAGAACCUGCGUUGCCAUGGCGUCCCCCUGGUGACCAUCAGCCGCGGCCGCCUGGUGUGUGAGAACGGAGUCUUCAUGUGCGCUGAGGGCUCCGGGAAGUUCUACCCCAUGCGGACGUUUCCCGACUUCCUCUACAAGAAGAUGGUGCAGAGGGAGAAGUGUCAGACGGUGAGGGGCGUGGACCGGGCCCCUUACUCGGGAGACGUUGCCGCGGUGAGCAACUCCACCAAGAAGGUGGAGCUGUGUCUGCCCGACGGAGACGAGCCCCCGGCGCGCCAGGGAGGAGGGGGAGGAGUCACCCGCCACGGGGGCAUGCGGGACCUGCACGAGUCCAGCUUUAGCCUCUCAGGCGCUCAGGUGGACGACCACCUUCCCAAGAGGUCCUCUGCCCGUAUCCUGGCUCCGCCCGGAGGCCGCUCCAGUGGCAUCUGGUAACCAUGGAGACAGCAUCCAGCAUCCGGCUCUUCUGACCCUCCGCUCCGCACACUUUUUUGUUGUUGUUGUUGUUGUUGUUGAUGAUUUUGUUUUAUUUUAUUUGUGUGUAUAUAACUCUUUAUCACUACCCAAGGAAA
Molecule: messenger RNA, 1934 nt
Organism: Engraulis encrasicolus (European anchovy)
Lineage: Eukaryota; Metazoa; Chordata; Actinopteri; Clupeiformes; Engraulidae
Product: dihydropyrimidinase-related protein 5-like
Exons: 14
Coding region: 82-1797 (571 amino acids)
Cellular component (GO): cytoplasm
Molecular function (GO): hydrolase activity, acting on carbon-nitrogen (but not peptide) bonds
Source: RefSeq, a predicted model, not a curated record